UCUUAAAAGAAAUAAGAGAGAAGGAAGUUUGUAAAUAGGAAACCCUCACGCAUUCUCACACGUUUCCAGCACCACGCCAUUAUGGCCACCUAAUUUUCCUUGCCCAUACCAACCGUCGGACGGUUAAGAUUGCCCCAUCAAUUUCCACAUCUAGGGUGGGUCCCACAAUCCAGAUACUGGACUAAACAAAGCAAUAAUUUCUGAGAGAGAUGUUGAAAUAUUCUAGAGACUAGAGAGAGCCUGUUAUGAUGGGAAGGAAGAAAAAGAGUUACAUUUUAAAUGGGAAGUGUCACAUGACAGUGAGGAGUGUCCGUACUGUUCCCAUCCUAUUUCUAUGUCAAGAGGCAAACGUAUUUUCCAAUAAAACGGACUCAACCUCACAUUUCUAAGCAAAAAGUAGCAGUGCCCACAACUCCAUAUAUGCUCCAUCUCCGCCUCUCAAGCUAGAAUCCUCCCCCAAUGCCUGCCCACUAAAAUGCGCACCAUGGCCAGCGCCACCUCAACCAAAGGCGUCGUAGCCGUCGUCGGUGUCGGGCCCAAGCUCGGCCGCUCAAUCGCCCGCAAAUUCGCCCACGAGGGCUACACCGUCGCCAUCCUAGCUCGUGACUUAGGCAAGCCCAACUCCAUCUUUUCCUUUUCAUUUUCUUGAAUUUGUUAUUGCAUGCUUACACACGUAGUUUUUCUACCCAUAGGCCGAUUAUCGCGAUUUGCCGAUGAGAUCGCCAGGGAAGAGAAAGCCCAAGUGUUCGCAAUCCGCAUCGACUGCUCAGAUACACGAAGCGUGCGUGAGGCGUUCGAAGGCAUCCACUCAUUGGGGUUCGUUGAGGUGCUGGUUUACAAUGCUUGCCAACCAAUCUCAUGGCAUGCUCCUAAAUUCACCGAUAUCUGCUUAGAAUCCUUCGAGAAAUCGGUCACGGUAUCCACCGUCGGUGCAUUCCAUUGCGCACAACAAGUUAUACCUGGUAUGAUAGAGCGAGGAAAGGGGACAAUCAUCUUCACAGGCUCUUCAGCUUCUCUCAACGGAAUCUCUGGUUACUGUGAACUAAGCUGUGGGAAAUUUGCUCUCCGAGCAUUGUCACAGUGCUUGGCAAAGGAGUUUCAAACGACGGGCAUUCAUGUAGCGCAUGUGAUUGUCGAUGGAGUCAUUGGGCCACCUAGAUCGGUGCAGAGAUCUGAUGGGGAAUCGAGUGCCGAUGUCUCGAUGGACCCUGAUGCGAUCGCGCAGACGUACUGGCAUAUACAUAAUCAAGAUAAGAGCGCAUGGACGCAGGAGAUCGAUCUUCGAUCAUCCAAUCAGAGAUUCUAGCUAGCUUGCUUGUUUGUAUGAUCUUUGUUGUUUUUUGUUAGUUUUUAUAUGUAUAAAGGGUGUAAUUGCUUUUUUUUUUUUUCUU
This is a messenger RNA of Magnolia sinica, 1391 nucleotides long. RefSeq lists its product as uncharacterized. Bases 662 to 1306 code for a protein of 214 amino acids. The record is from RefSeq and is a predicted model, not a curated record. The transcript is spliced from 4 exons. Lineage: Eukaryota; Viridiplantae; Streptophyta; Magnoliopsida; Magnoliales; Magnoliaceae.